Molecule: messenger RNA, 1329 nt
Organism: Syzygium oleosum
Lineage: Eukaryota; Viridiplantae; Streptophyta; Magnoliopsida; Myrtales; Myrtaceae
Product: uclacyanin 1-like
Exons: 2
Coding region: 466-1164 (232 amino acids)
Cellular component (GO): plasma membrane
Molecular function (GO): electron transfer activity
Source: RefSeq, a predicted model, not a curated record
CGCUAAAGAAUGCCCCCGACGGUGACGGCGCCGAUCUUUUUUCAUCUUGGAAAUACAAAGUCAAGCGCUGUUUGUCCAAACCAGGUCAUCGUUACGUGAAGAUCAUGUAUGGUUUAAUGAUCACCCCUUUGCGCAUUGACAACUUCAAAUGAUGGGUAUUGCCACAAGAGGGAUGAUAUGGAAUGCAAGCCAAGUCAACGAAGGGGAAAAACGAAAAGAUUAACGAGUCAACUAGAUCUUCCAAUCUGGGGAACAACCUGUCCCGAGCCCAGAAGCUCUUAAGAUGUCAAAACCAACCCCAUCCAACAACUCAUGAAAGAUAAUAUUAUCUUACUCUGUGAAUUCACUUGCUCUGCUUCCUCCUCCUAUCUCUACAUAUAUACAAGGCGCCCUGCCAAGACAGAGGUACCAAUUCAAGAUCUCUCAUUGAGCCUUUCUUCUGCAAUCUUGUCACAGAGAUCAUAGAUGGCAACUCUCAGAUCAUUGACUUGCUUUGUUCUAGCAGCACUGCUGAUAGAAGUAGCCGCGGCAGCUAGCUACACGGUCGGAGGGAGCGGCGGGUGGGACACGAGUACUGAUUUCCAGACUUGGGCAUCAUCUCAGAAGUUCAUAGUAGGAGAUACUCUAGUCUUUCGGUACACACCAACCCAUGAUGUAACCGAAGUCACCAAGGCAGACUAUGACUCUUGCCAAGCAACCAGCCCAAUCAAAACAAGCACCGGUGGCUCCACCACUGUUUCACUCACAUCUCCGGGCAAGAGAUACUUCAUUUGCGCUACCCCGGGACACUGCGCCGCAGGAAUGAAGCUCGAAGUAGACACCCUUGCAGCCACUUCAUCCCCGCCACCAGCCAUUCCCACCACCCCUCCACCCGCAUCUCCCGCCACCCCACCGCGGAGAUCCCCAGCUGCUUCCCCGCCGUCAAAAUCUCCAGCAGCCUCUCCUCCAGCAAAAUCUCCAGCUAGUCUGACUCCUACAACACCCGAAUCCUCACCGGCAACGGCUCCUACAACACCCGAAUCCUCACCGGCAACGACGCCAGGAUUGGCUCCUCCAAGCGAAACUGGCGCGGAAUCGCCAAAGUCAUUGGCCAAUAGAGGAAGUUUGACUUUUACUUGGGCAAUGGGAGUAUGCUUCGUAGUCGUGAGCCUUCUGGCUGUGUAAGGAGCUAAACAUUUUUUUGUGAUUCUUUUAGAUCUCUGCAUUUGAUAAAUUUUUUUGUAUCUUCCGUCACAUAUUUCUGGUGUGUUUGAGAAGUCACUUGUACUUUUUAGAGCAGAGAAGGGAUCAUCAUUCGUGACCCAAUAAUAAAAUAGUCAGGCAGCUUUU